Molecule: messenger RNA, 1515 nt
Organism: Suillus discolor
Lineage: Eukaryota; Fungi; Basidiomycota; Agaricomycetes; Boletales; Suillaceae
Exons: 7
Coding region: 1-1515 (504 amino acids)
Source: RefSeq, a predicted model, not a curated record
AUGCCUAGUGAGCGUGGCCCUCAGCGAAAAACCAAAGCUAAAGUUCCAAAACCGCCACGCGGUUCUGGCCUCAAUCCAUCCGGCGAACCAGCAACUGGCCAGCUUCACAUUCCUACUGAGCAACCGAGUAUGUCUCAGUUCAACUUCGAUGCGCAUGCGCCCAGUGGAGGAGUUCCUACCCCCAUAUCAAGUGGGAGCACAUCAUUCUAUGGCUGGAAUAUGCAGGACGCUGACCUCGACAGCCGCUUCCCUCAAGGCCAAUUCCCUCAUGGCCAAUACUACGGCGCUUCGUCCUCGGAGGACCCCUUCCAGGGCUCUUCUUUCGAAUCCUUACCUCAAGGCUCCAGCCACAACUUUCCUUCAAGUAGUACCCCCCUCCAGGGUACUGGUACCAGCACGAGCGCAUCGGAGAUGACGCUGAUCCAGCGAGGUGAGAUUCCGCCAACCGAUGUGAUGCACACGAUGGGCCCGCCAAGGGACACAACGAGGCGAACCCGACGAGCGAUGCCACCUACGCCACGUAUGAUCCCUUACCCUUCCACACGCCUGCAGGGCAAUUCAGAAUCUCUCCCAUCUGCAGUCGAAGAUUCAACUCCGCAAUCUGUAACGUCGUCAACGCCUCAACCCACGCGCAUCAAACUAUCGGAUGACAUCAUUGGCCAGUCCAUCAAAACGGCAAUGCAAUUGGUCACGCGCGAAUUAUUUGGAGAAAAGGCUAUGGCGAUUGACAAAGCCGCCAAGAAAAUCAUGCUGAACAAAGUUAUCUGGGACUCGGUACCACGUUGCUUUGCACCUAAUGCAACAUUUGAAAAUUUUAUCACGAUUAAACAUCGCAAUGAUGUUGCGAAUGCAUUGUCGUCAACUCGCGGCAAAUUCGCUGACUACGUGCGCAAGGGCGUCUUACAUGCGUAUCGGCUUUUCCCUCCACUGCAUAUCACCGCACCCGCCGUCCUCUAUCGCAAAUGCUUGAUCGACAAGAUCACAAAAGAUGGCGAUGGACUCGCUUUCAUGCAUGUUUAUAGCUUCAAUCAAGUCGAAAUCAAGGCUAAAUUCCAGAAUACGUUCAUCAUGACCAACGUUAUCUAUUUUGUUUGGCACGGGAUGCACCAAGAGUUCCUCGGCGAGACUGAGGAACAACAAAUCGAAAAUUUGAAGUUCAUGUGGGCGCUUGCCAGCACAGCGACGUUCUGCAGCCUCGAUGGACAGUACGAAGUUCCGGUGAAAGUGGAUAAUUUUGGAGGAAUGGGAUCCAAUCGCAAGUUCCUAUAUAUUCUCAGUGCGAUGAACAACCUUUCCGGCGACGAGCGAGUGCAGUUUCACAACUUUUUGCGAUUGGUAGACUCGCCGAUGGCGCACGCACUAUGGAGAAUGACGUCAAGCCUGAUCUCGUCCUUGUACGAUAGCCAGGUGCCCGGCCAGCGUGUGGAUGUCUGUGACAGUCCCACCUGGAGUUCUGUUUCGCCAUCACAUUGUGAAGCUCAAACUGAAGAAUCUGCUGUUGUGUUUGCCAGAUAA